UGAGAUUAUAGUUAUUAUUAUUAUUAUUAUUGUUUUUGUUGUUGGGAUUUACAAUUGUGUGUCUAUUUAAACAUAAAACAUAAAUUGGAUGUCUUCAAUCAAUAGGAUAUGAUAUGACAUAUCAAACGAUAUAAUAAUACUAAUAAUACUAAUCAUACCAUCAAAUGAUAAAAUUAUGGAUCAAUCGUUUGCCACUACCACACAACCAGCACCAGCACCUGCACCACCAUCAACAACAUCAAUGAUGAUAAUGGAUCAGCUAUACAAUAAUUAUAGUGACCUUCAAUUGGACGACCAGACACUGGAUCAGAUUAGUCAGCUAUUGACGCCAUUGCCGACUACUACAAUUAGUAGUAGUGGACAACCAUUACGGGCACCACUACUACCCCCACAACCACCAGUAGCAGCAGCAUCGGUGGCACAGUUACCCGAUUUUAGACAACCAUACUCUCAGUGUAAUACCCAACACCACAACAACAUCACCAACAAUAUUACCGUACCGUUCAAUGAUCUAAGCAAUUGUAGCGGCCGUAACAUAUUGACUGACCAAACAUAUCGUUUACCGCAAACUAAUACUAAUAGUAUACCUAAUAAUAAUACCGACUAUUAUACUAAUAUUAAUUGCAAUACUAUUGGUAGUAAUCAUCACAUCUCCAGCACUUCCAGUAGUAGUAGUAAUAAUAAUAAUAAUAAUUUUAUAUAUAAUGUCUAUCCGACUGAUAAUUACUAUAAUAAUCAAAAUCAAAAUCAAAAUUUAUUAGACAAUAAUAAUCAAAAUUGUAUUAUUGAUGGUAAUUGUUUUGCCCAAACAAAUCAGUCAUCAUUAUCAUCAUCAUCGACAUCGACAUCAUCACCAUUACCACCAUUACCACCACAAUCAUCAUCAGUGAUAAACAUCAUCAGCAAUAACAGUGAAAACCAACAACUAAUACAUCAGCCGCCACUAGUUAAUCAUCACCGACGGCAGCCACUGACCACCGCUGACCAUCACGACUGGAACCAAUUGGUCGAUAUUAUCGAUGUCGAUAAAUUGCGCGGCCGAUUGGUGGCCAACUGUGAUGAAUAUUGUCGUAAAAUUAUACGCGAUAUGAAUACCGUUGGUGUAUCGGUUUUGGAUGAAUUUAUGGGCCACGAGUUGGGCGAACUGGUCGUCCAGGAAGUCCUACAUCUCUAUCAUACGGUGCUGUUUACCGACGGCAAAGUGGUCAACGAUAAUAAUGACAACACUGGUAUAGUCAACGAGUUUCAUAUGCGGGAAAAGAUUAGAGGAGAUACCAUCUAUUGGGUUACGGGUGGCGAACCUAACUGCCGGUUCAUUAGCCUAUUGAUGCAGACAUUGGAUCGGAUUAUCUUCAAGUGUAACAAAAUGUCUAACAAUGGUCUGAUGGGUAUCAAUAGCAUAAGCAGCCGUACGUCGGCAAUGGUGGCCUGUUAUCCGGGACGAGAGACCAGUUAUAAACAACACGCCGACAAUACCAUAUGUGACGGUAGAUAUAUUACAUGUAUUUAUUAUGUCAAUAAAGAGUGGUUAUCGGCGAGAGACGGUGGUCUACUACGGCUAUACCCGGCACAGGUGUCCGGCCAGCGACCGCUGAGUGUGACGCCCGAGUUUGAUCGUCUGAUAUGUUUUUGGUCGGAUCGCCGUAAUCUUCACGAAGUCCUACCAACCAAUCGGAUGCGAUUUGCUAUAACUGUCUGGUAUUUUGAUGACGAAGAGCGCCGACGAUUCCGGCAGAAGAAGAAACUACAGACGACAUCAUCGACAGCAACGAUGUCUUCACGUCAUUAAAAAAACUCAGUUUUUUGGGAUCAGAUAUCAGAUAAUCAAUCAAUCAAUCAUUGAAAAUGGUUGAUACAAAUAAUACUGUUGUUAUAUGUCUAUAACUAUGCCUUAAAAAUAUAUAUUUAUAUAUA
Oppia nitens is the source of this 1914-nucleotide messenger RNA. Its product is annotated as hypoxia-inducible factor prolyl hydroxylase-like. The transcript has 6 exons. Bases 176 to 1789 code for a protein of 537 amino acids. Gene Ontology annotation, molecular function: peptidyl-proline 4-dioxygenase activity; ferrous iron binding; L-ascorbic acid binding. The record is from RefSeq and is a predicted model, not a curated record. Gene Ontology annotation, biological process: cellular response to hypoxia; peptidyl-proline hydroxylation to 4-hydroxy-L-proline. Gene Ontology annotation, cellular component: cytoplasm; nucleus. Lineage: Eukaryota; Metazoa; Arthropoda; Arachnida; Sarcoptiformes; Oppiidae.